This is a messenger RNA of Rotaria sp. Silwood1, 513 nucleotides long. NCBI's taxonomy places the organism in Eukaryota, Metazoa, Rotifera, Eurotatoria, Philodinida, Philodinidae. The record is from the annotation of a GenBank genome assembly.
AUGCGAGUUGGUGAAAUCGAUACGUUGAAUGAGCGUUAUUAUGCUGAAAUACUUUUUGAAGCUUCUUGGGAAGAACCGAAACUCAAAGGUCUACAAAAGAAACCUUUUGAUUCAACAGUUUAUUGGACGCCACAACUUGAAUUGGUGAAUGGCAUUGGUGAACUUCACGAUACGAUAAUGUACAGUGUUCGUCAUGAUCGUCAAGGUGUCGCUACAGUGACUGAGCAUCAUAAAUUAAAAGGCACAUUGUGGGAACGAAUGGAAUUGCAAUAUUUUCCACUUGAUGUUCAAGACUUAUCAAUUUCAAUUACAACAUCACAUUCAAGCAAAGAAAUGAUCUUUGUGAAGAAUUUUCAUAAACCAUCAGGAGCUGACCGACGAGUUUUUACUGAUGAACAAGAGUGGUAUCUUUUCGAAAAUGUAGAUAUCGAAACAACAGAGCGAAUCGAAGAAUAUGUUGAGGAUGAAAACAAUUAUUCAGUAGUUACUUGCUCUUGCCAUGCAGCACGGUAA